Messenger RNA from Acyrthosiphon pisum (pea aphid), 3114 nucleotides. RefSeq lists its product as uncharacterized. Bases 1 to 3114 code for a protein of 1037 amino acids. NCBI's taxonomy places the organism in Eukaryota, Metazoa, Arthropoda, Insecta, Hemiptera, Aphididae. Gene Ontology annotation, molecular function: protein dimerization activity. The record is from RefSeq and is a predicted model, not a curated record. The transcript is spliced from 6 exons.
AUGGAUAAAGAAAAAAUAAAAAAUAAAUUAAAAGGUGGAGCUGAAAAGUUACGAAUGAAACGGCAUGCUGAACUAAAAGCUGCAGGGAGUGAUCCCAAACAAACAAAAAUAUCAUUUCUUAGACCUCCCCAAAAAGUUAAUGAAAGCAUGAUUUCAUCUUCAGAUUGCAAUGAAAAAUCACAAAUUAUUGAGUUAAAAUCUCAAAAUGCACAGAUUCCUCAAAUUCAAGAAUCUCUUUUACCCACGGAAUCAAAACUAGAUAAUUUAUCAAUAUCAAUUUUACAGGAAUGUCAUCAGGAAACAGAAAGUAGAAAAUUGGUAGAUGAUGAAAUGGAAUCUGUAUCCACUGGUAACUUGCCACUACUUGAUAACUCAUCGAUUACUGACACAGAUAAUAAGGAAUCAAAACUAGAUAAUUUAUCAAAAUCAAUUUUACAGGAAUGUCAUCAGGAAACAGAAAGUAGAAAAUUGGUAGAUGAUGAAAUGGAAUCUGUAUCCACUGGUAACUUGCCACUACUUGAUAACUCAUCGAUUACUGACACAGAUAAUAAGGAAUCAAUUCUAGAUAAUUUAUCAAAAUCAAUUUUACAGGAAUGUCAUCAGGAAACAGAAAGUAGAAAAUUGGUAGAUGAUGAAAUAGAAUCUGUAUCCACUUUUAACUUGCCACUACUUGAUAACUCAACGAUUACUGACACAGAUAAUGAAAUAGUUGUUUCAACAGAAAUAAUUGAUAUUAAUAUUUUUAAGAAACCUGAAGGUAAAAACCUACACACAUUUUUUAAAUCUCAUCCUAUACAACCGUUUGAAAAUAUUUUAUUCAACCCAAAUAAAGUAUACUACCGUGUACACAACAAUGUUGCAUUUAAGAGAGAGUGGUUAAGUUACUGUAAAGAAAAUAAUACAUUGUUUUGUUCUUUCUGUUUGGCUUUUGGAAAAGAAGACAACCGCUUCACAGUAGGAUGUUCCGCACUUUCAAGUACUAACCCAUAUACUCGAAUUAAAGAACAUGAAAAAUCCGUUAGCCAUGAAAAUAGUAGUGAAGCAUUUUUACUUUUUAUAAACUCCAAUGAUAUCCGAUCAAGACUUGAUACUGUCAGACGAUUUGAAAAUGAAAGAAGAAGAUCAGUUUUGCAAAGACUUAUUGAUACAAUCAAAUUAAUUGGAAAACGUGGACUCAGUUACAGGGGCGCAAAAAAUGCAGAAGCUGCUUAUACUUUAAAUGAUUUAUCACUAGACCAUGGAAAUUUCUUAGAAAUUAUAUUAUUAUUAGCAAAAUAUGACCCAUUGUUAAAAGAACAUGUAGACAAGGCAGUUACGCAAAGUCAGAAGUUGUAUGAAUCCAGAAAAGAAGCUGUACAUGCUGGACGUCCUGGUAAAUUUGUUACCUUUUUAUCAAAAACUACUGCAGAUUAUGUUAUAGAUGCAAUUAGUGUUUUAUUAAAGAAAAACCUUUCAGAAAUUAUUAAGAAAUCUGAAUUUUUUAGUGUUCAAAUUGAUUCAACACAGGAUAUAAACGUUCAUGACCAAUUAGCUAUUGUUGUUAGAUUUGUUACAGAUGACGUACAAGAACGUUUAAUAGCAUUAGUGAACUGUAAAUGUGGUACUGGUAAAAAUCUAUGUGAUCUAUUAUGUAAAGUAUUGGAAGAUAUGAACUUGGAUGUUACAAAAUGUGUUGGAAGUUCGACUGAUGGUGCGAGUAACAUGCGUGGACAGUAUAAUGGUUUUUCAGCAUGGCUAAAUAAAGUAAGUCCAGACCAAAUCCAUGUAUGGUGCUAUGCUCAUGUGCUCAAUCUGGUAAUGAUUGAUACAUCUAACGUUACUUGUGAAAGUACUUCUUUAUUCGGUUUAUUAAACUCUAUUGCAGUGUUUGUUAGAGAAUCGUACCUUCGAAUGAAUAAGUGGGAGGAGAAUAGUAAAUAUAAGUUUAUUUCAAAUAUUGGUGAUACACGUUGGUGGUCUAAAGAUAGGUGUUUGACAAAAGUUUUUGGAUUAUAUUCAUUUCCUAAAGAGGCUUUAUUUGUAGAUAUUAUACAGGUUCUUAAUGACAUUUAUUUGAGUGAUAAAUUUAAUCAAGAGAUAAGAUUUAAAGCUCAAAUGUAUAGAGAUUCACUUCUUAAGUAUGAAACUGUAUUAACUGCAAAUAUUUAUCUUCAAAUAUUUUCAUCUACAACACCAGUUUCGUUAUACCUCCAGAGUAAAGGUAUGAAUGUUAUUCAAGCUUAUAAUAUGAUUAAAUGUACUUUAAAUACUCUUAAUUCCCAGUCACGAAAAUUUGAUACUAUACUUGAAGUAACAAAUAAAUUUAUCACAUGGGCCAAUUCAAAACUAGAAGAUUUAGACUUGGAAGUUGCAACUACAUUUCCAGUUAAAAGAAUUCUGAAAAAGAAAAAGAUGUCCGGAGAAAAUGCAAAUGACCAACCUCAAACAGAUCCAAAAUUAAAAUAUCAAAUAAAUGUUUACAAUGUGAUUUAUGAUCAAAUAAUUAGCAGUUUGGAAAAACGAUUUAAUACUCAUGGCAAAUUAUAUGAAGAUAUAUCCUACUUAAAUCCACAAUACUUCAGUAAUACUAAUUUACCCACUACAGCAUUUGAAUUUUUAAGUAAAAAAAUUCAGAAAUUCAAACCUGAAAUAACAGCUGGCAGUAUUCAAACUGAACUUAAAGAUUUUAUUUUAAAAUGGCCAAGACUGAAAAAAAUUGCUUCUGGUUCAAAUUUAAUGGAAGAACUGAGUGAUGAAGAAAAUGAAAUUUUAAUUGAAAGUGAUGAAAAUACUAUAUGUACAGAAAAAGGUAAAGGAAAUGCUUGUCAAAAUUGUAUUAGGUGUGUAUAUGCUGUAUUACACAAAUACAACUUACAUUCUUCAGCUUAUUCUCAUCUUUAUAUAGUUUAUAAAUUUAUAUUGACACUUUCUUGUACACAAGUUAGGUGCGAAACUACUUUUUCAAAACUUAAAUAUAUUCUUAACCGCUUAAGAAAUUGUCUUUCUCAACCAAAAUUAGAGACAUUUCUUUUAAUGUCUGUUGAAAAAGACUUACUUCAAAGUAUUAAUAAUGAAGAUGUUAUUGACUUAAUAUCUAAUAAAAGCCAGGAUUUAAUGAAAUUGUUGAAAUUGUAA